AUGGCGGCCGCCGCUCGGGCCUGGUGUCGGGGGCUCGUGGGGGCCGUGGCGCUGCCCCGGGGGGUUGGACGGUCCUCGGCGCUGUUGCUGCCGGUGAGGAGGGAAAGCGCUGCGGCCGACAAGCGCCCCACUGUCAGACCACGGAACGAUGUGGCCCACAAACAGCUCUCAGCUUUUGGGGAGUAUGUGGCUGAAAUCCUGCCCAAGUAUAUCCAACAAGUUCAGGUGUCCUGCUUCAAUGAGUUAGAGAUCUGUAUCCAUCCCGAUGGAGUCAUCCCAGUGCUGACUUUCCUCAGGGACCACACCAAUGCACAAUUCAGAUCCUUGGCUGACUUGACAGCAGUGGACAUCCCAACCCGGCAGAACCGUUUUGAGAUUGUUUACAACCUGCUGUCUCUGAGAUUCAAUUCCCGCAUCCGUGUGAAGACCUAUACAGAUGAGCUGACACCCCUUGAGUCCACUGUCUCUGUGUUUAAGGCAGCAAACUGGUACGAAAGGGAGAUCUGGGACAUGUUUGGAGUCUUCUUUGCUAACCACCCUGACCUAAGAAGGAUCCUGACAGACUAUGGCUUUGAGGGACAUCCUUUCCGGAAAGACUUCCCCCUGUCUGGCUACGUUGAGUUACGCUAUGAUGACGAAGUGAAGCGUGUGGUGGCUGAACCGAUAGAAUUGGCCCAAGAGUUCCGCAAGUUUGACCUGAAUAGCCCAUGGGAGGCUUUCCCUGCCUAUCGCCAGCCCCCUGAGAGUCUCAAGCUGGAAGCCGGAGACAAGAAACCCGAAACCAAGUAG
Messenger RNA from Pipistrellus nathusii (Nathusius's pipistrelle), 789 nucleotides. The record is from the annotation of a GenBank genome assembly. NCBI's taxonomy places the organism in Eukaryota, Metazoa, Chordata, Mammalia, Chiroptera, Vespertilionidae.